UUCUUUUCUAACACACCCCUCCUCAUUCUUCUCUCAAUCGCCAUGGAACUCACCACCAUGCUUUACUUCCUUGCCUCCUCUUUCUUCUUCUUCAUUCUUCUCUUCAAAUUCUUCUCUUCUCCCAAGAGAGGCAGAGCAUUGCCACUCCCUCCUGGCUCCAUGGGUUGGCCUUACAUAGGAGAAACCUUCCAAAUGUACUCUCAAGACCCAAAUGUCUUCUUUUCCACCAAAAUCAAGAGGUAUGGUUCUAUAUUCAAGUCCCACAUUUUGGGAUGUCCAUGUGUUAUGAUAUCAAGCUCAGAAGCUGCAAAAUUUGUGCUGAACAAAGCACAAUUGUUCAAGCCAACAUUCCCAGCCAGCAAAGAGAGGAUGUUGGGAAAGCAGGCCAUAUUCUUCCACCAAGGAGAGUACCAUGCCAACCUCAGGAGGCUCGUCCUCCGCACCGUCAUGCCCGAAGCCAUCAAGAACAUCGUCAAGGACAUCGAGUCCAUUGCCGUCCAUGCCCUUCAAUCCUGCCAAGGAAAACCCAUCACCACUUUCCUCGAAUUCAAAACCUACACAUUCAACGUUGCACUGCUUUCAAUUUUCGGAAAAGACGAGGUUAAGUACAGAGAAGAUUUGAAAAAGUGCUACUACACUUUGGAGAAAGGAUACAACUCAAUGCCGAUAAAUAUUCCUGGAACACUGUUCCACAAGGCCAUGAAGGCAAGAAAGGAAAUCGCUGAGAUAGUUGCGAGAAUCAUGGCAACAAGGAGAGAAAAGAAAGAAGAGAGUUACAAUGAUUUGCUGGGUUCGUUCAUGGCCGAGAAAGCAGGACUCAGCGAUGAACAAAUAACAGAUAACAUCAUUGGUGUCAUUUUCGCUGCUCGUGACACCACUGCCUCUGUGCUGACGUGGAUUGUUAAAUACCUCGGUGAAAAUCCAACUGUACUGCAAGCAGUAACUGAAGAGCAAGAAUCUAUAGUGAAGAGGAAGGAGAAAAAUGGUGAAGAGAUAGGAUUGAAUUGGGAAGAUACAAAGAAGAUGCCAAUGACUUCAAGGGUGAUUCAAGAGACUCUAAGGGUUGCUUCAAUAUUGUCCUUUACUUUCAGAGAAGCAGUUGAAGAUGUUGAGUAUCAAGGGUAUCUUAUACCAAAAGGGUGGAAAGUAUUGCCACUUUUCAGAAACAUACACCAUAGCCCUGACAACUUCAAAGAGCCAGAAAAGUUUGAUCCUUCAAGAUUUGAGGUGGCUCCCAAACCCAAUAGCUUCAUGCCAUUUGGCAAUGGGGUUCAUGCAUGCCCUGGCAAUGAAUUAGCUAAGUUGGAGAUGCUGGUGCUUCUACAUCAUCUCACCACAAAAUACAGGUGGACUGUGGUAGGUGACAAAAAUGGGAUCCAAUAUGGCCCUUUUGCCCUUCCCUUAAAUGGGUUGCCCCUAAACUUAUACCCAAAAUAUCAAUAAUGACAAAGUCAACAUAAGCAUAAGGUGUAAGCCAAGUCUAAGUCAACCAUAUGGCAUGGGAGCAAGCUAAUAAAUGUGGCAACAAUGGUUCCAAGGUUCAAAAUAAUACCAAUACCAGAUCUGGUUUUGAUCACACAAAAUAAUGAAGAAAUCAUAUGUCAAGUUCCACAUAAACAACAAAAUAAACGGGAUAUCAACCAAUGAUUA
This is a messenger RNA of Arachis duranensis, 1650 nucleotides long. Its product is annotated as abscisic acid 8'-hydroxylase CYP707A2. Lineage: Eukaryota; Viridiplantae; Streptophyta; Magnoliopsida; Fabales; Fabaceae. The transcript has 7 exons. Gene Ontology annotation, molecular function: iron ion binding; heme binding; (+)-abscisic acid 8'-hydroxylase activity. Gene Ontology annotation, biological process: sterol metabolic process; abscisic acid metabolic process. The record is from RefSeq and is a predicted model, not a curated record. The coding region runs from base 43 to 1443 and encodes 466 amino acids.